GGCACACGCACCAUGGGGCGCCUGGAGCUGGCUGUCUUAGGCCUCGCCUGCUGCUUGGCAGUAGUGAGCGCAGCAAAGGUAAGCGAGAGCCCAGCGGGCGAGGAGGGGCCCCUGUCUGCUCCCCUAACCCGGCCUGGGAACUGGGUCAGGCACCUCAGGUGGGAGGUAGGGAGGGUAGAGGGUGAAGGGGGGCAGGCAGGUGAGGCGCUGGCAGGAGGAGCCCCCGAGAGCCCACACCCAGCAGGCACUUUCCUGGCCCUUCCUCUGCUCCUGCAUCCACACGCACACGAUGGCCCAGGGGCAGCUCAAAUACAGGACGCCCGCGAACUUGAACGUCAGAAACCACGAAUAAGUUCUGGUACAGGCGCUCUCAGGGCACACAGGGUGACUGACGCCAAACACAAACAAAACCCCAGGGUCACUGGCAUCCUCAGUGCUGAUUUGCGGAGUCCACCUUGGCCACCAGGGCCCUCAGGGUGUUCCUCUGUCCGGGGAUGGCCAUGGCCCCGCACAGAAGGGAGCUGGGCCCAGAGGAGGCCAGCAGGUUGCCCAUCACAGCCCCCAGCGUCAGAACAGGGAAAUUCCCUGAAACAAGCACCCAGAGGGGAUGGGGAGGGACAGUUGGGGUUAUCCGGUCUGCUUCCUGUCUCAGUUUCCCAGAACCUGCCUGUCAUGAUCUGGAUCUACGGAGGAGCCUUUGUCAUUGGUUCCGGCCAAGGGUUAAACUUCCUCAGUGACUACAUGUACGACGGGGAGGAGAUCGCCACGCGGGGCAACGUCAUUGUGGUCACCUUCAGCUACCGCGUUGGGCCGCUGGGCUACCUCAGCACUGGGGAUGCAAACCUGCCAGGUAACUACGGUCUUUGGGACCAGCACAUGGCCAUCGCGUGGGUGAAGAGGAACAUUGCGGCCUUCGGGGGGGACCCCGACAACAUCACCAUCUUUGGGGAAUCAGCUGGAGGUGCCAGCGUCUCUCUGCAGGUCUGGGGACCACGGGAGGGCGAGCCUUCCUCCCAGGUUAUUGGGGGGAGCUGGGGGGAAAGCUGGGCAGCCCAGGCCUUAGAACUAUCCAGGCUACAUGUCAGGGGACAGGCUGAGGACCCUGGUCUGGAUCAUAGGAGGAAGGGGCUCCCCCUGGUCCUGGGGUCUGGCAGUGGGGCUCUGAAAGGUGUGAGGACCCCUGCUCUACAAGCAGACCCACUCCUGUACUAUUUGGGCCUCAUGCCUGUCGUGGACGGAGACUUCAUCCCCGACGACCCCAUCAACCUUUUUGCCAACGCGGCUGACAUCGACUACAUCGCUGGCACCAACGACAUGGAUGGCCACAUCUUUGCCAGCAUUGACUUGCCAGCCAUCAACGUGGCCUUGCUGACCGUCACAGGGGAGGACUUCUUCAAGCUGGUCAGUGGCUUCACCAUUGCUAAGGGGCCCAGAGGUGCCAAUGCCACCUUUGACUUCUACACGGCCCCCUGGGCCCAGGACUCCUCCAAGGAGGCCAAGAAGAAGACAGUGGUGGAGUUUGAGACAGACGUCCUCUUCCUGAUGCCCACGAAGAUGGCCGUGGCCCAGCACAAAGCCAACGCCAAGAGUGCCCGGACCUACACCUACCUGUUCUCCCACCCCUCUCGCAUGCCGGUCUACCCCAAAUGGGUGGGCGCCGACCACGCUGAUGACCUCCAGUACGUGUUUGGGAAGCCCUUCGCCACCCCCCUUGGCUACCGGGCCCAAGACAGGACUGUCUCCCAGACCAUGAUCGCCUACUGGACCAACUUUGCCAGAACUGGGGACCCCAACCAGGGCCACUCGGCUGUGCCCACCCAAUGGGAGCCUUACACCCAGGAAAACGGCAACUACCUGGAGAUUAACAACAAGAUGGACGGCCAGUCCAUGAAGCAGCACCUGAGGAGCAGCUACCUGCAGUACUGGACCCAGACCUACCAGGCACUGCCCACCGUGAACGGAGACGUGGCUGGUCCUGUGCCCGCCUUGGACGACUCUGAGGCCAUCCCCUGAGCCCCCCCUUGGUGAC
Myotis davidii is the source of this 2029-nucleotide messenger RNA. RefSeq names its product bile salt-activated lipase. The coding region runs from base 13 to 2013 and encodes 666 amino acids. Gene Ontology annotation, cellular component: synapse; postsynaptic specialization membrane; cell surface. Gene Ontology annotation, molecular function: triacylglycerol lipase activity; sterol ester esterase activity; signaling receptor activity. The record is from RefSeq and is a predicted model, not a curated record. Lineage: Eukaryota; Metazoa; Chordata; Mammalia; Chiroptera; Vespertilionidae. Gene Ontology annotation, biological process: postsynaptic membrane assembly; chemical synaptic transmission; presynaptic membrane assembly. The transcript has 7 exons.